This is a messenger RNA of Nicotiana attenuata, 414 nucleotides long. RefSeq names its product auxin-responsive protein SAUR68-like. Lineage: Eukaryota; Viridiplantae; Streptophyta; Magnoliopsida; Solanales; Solanaceae. The coding region runs from base 1 to 414 and encodes 137 amino acids. The transcript has a single exon. Gene Ontology annotation, biological process: response to auxin. The record is from RefSeq and is a predicted model, not a curated record.
AUGGCUAGGAGAUGGCAGAAGUUUGCAGCCAUGCAGCGGAAAAGGAUUUCAUUUCCAAGAAAUGGUAGUGAUGAAGAUAGUUGUAGUACAUCUUCAUCCUGUAUAGUUGAAAAGGGCCAUUUUGUAGUCUAUACAAUCGAUCAAAGGCGAUUUGUCAUUCCCUUGGCAUACCUUGAAAAUGAGGUCGUUAGACAACUCUUAAACAUGUCGGAAGAAGAGUUUGGGCUACCGAGUGGCGGCCCUAUUAAAUUACCCUGUGAUUCAGCGUUCAUGGAUUACAUCAUUUCACAAAUCAAGAAAGGUGUAGCCGCUGGCGAUCUUCACAAAGCGUUGCUCCUCUCAAUUCCUUCAUGUUUCUGUUCAGCUUAUUCUUUGCACCAAGAAAGUGGAAAUCAGCAGCUUCUUGUUUGUUGA